GGAGCCGGGCAGCACACGGGGCAACACACCUUUCCACCACAAAGGAGCGGAGGCAAGAAGAGGAAGAGGAAGAAGAAGAAGGUGAGAAGAGUGGGACGGAGAAAGAACGAGAGGGAAAGCACGGAGGAAGAGAAUCAGGGAAUAACUGAGAAGAUAUGGUGCGCUCAUGUGAACAAGAGAUUCCUGGCUGGGUCUAUGUGGGCACCCUCCUCUUUAUUCACUUCCACUCUGCCACAGUUUGCGGAGCUGCCCUGAAACAGGAGGCGGGCUUGGACAAUGUCGCCACGGUGCUGAAUCACUCCAUGACUUUGGUGGGUCGCAUGGAGAGCCUGCUGGCCCUGGGGAACGGCAGCGACGUGACCCUGCGGGUGCAGACCGUCAACACGGACGAGGUGAAGGUGAUCCAGGCCCACAGCCUGGUCCUCACCCUGCAGAGCGACGUGUUCGAGGAGCUGCUGCUCACCCGGAACGGCAGCACGCUGGUUUUGAGGGAGAUGCCCGACAGCGCGGCCGUCUUUGACAAGUUCAUCAGGUACCUUUACUGUGGCGAUAUCUCGGUGCGGCUCGAUCAGGCUAUCGCUCUGCAUAAGCUGGCCAGCAAGUACCGCGUGUGGAGCCUGCAGCAAGGUCUGACCCAGUACAUGACUCAACAUCUGUCCAGCGAUUCGCCCACUGGACAUGUAGUUGGUUGGUAUAACUAUGCGCUACAGAUUGGGGACGUGACCCUGCGGGACAGCUGUCUGCAGUACCUGUCCUGGAACCUGUCUUCUGUGCUGCAGAGCGCAGAAUGGGGCUCCAUCAGCGAGGACCUGCUCCUCUCCUUGCUCCAGCGCUCUGACCUCAUUCUGCAGAGUGAACUGGAGCUUUAUGAGGCCCUGGAGAGCUGGAUUAGCCAGAAUCAGCCUGUCAGUGCGACGGUGGAAACCGCCCUCAGGGCCGUUCGAUAUGGCAUGAUCCCCCCUCAGCACCUUUUCCGCCUUCAGAAGCAGUCUGCUCUCAUUCAGAAGUAUUACGAAUCCAUCCGUGACCUCCUCUAUCUCGCGUUCCAGUUUCACUCGGCCUCACCGAUCCAACUGGCCAAAUACUUUGACGUUAACUGCAGCAUUUUCAUUCCCCGUAACUACCUGUCCUCCUCCUGGGGGUCCCCCUGGGUUAUCAAUAACCCCACCCGUGACGACCGCAGCUUCAGCUUCCAGACCCAGCUCGGGCCGAGCGGCCACGACUCCAGUAAGCGAGUGACGUGGAACGCCCUCUUCUCCCCCCGCUGGCUCCCGCUCAGCAGCCGGUCCACAUACACUGAGCUCGGUGCCAUGCAGCCCACCCGCACGGACGGAGGCCGUCCGCGCAUCAUCGUCACACCGGCCACUUCCAGCCCCGACUUCGCCGGAGUGAGCUUCCAGAAGACGGUGAUCGUGAUGGCGAAGCAGCAGGGAAAAGUGGUGGUCCGCCACGUCUACAACUUCCACCAGAGCACAGAGGAGGCCGGCGAUUUCCUGGUGGAUGCCGACCUGCAGCGCCGUGCAUCAGAAUACCUUAUUGACAGCUCCCUGUAUCUACACAUUGUCAUAAAGCCUCUCUAUCAGACUCUCCUUGUAGCCAGGAAGUGAAUGCAAUAAUACGCUGUGGCCUCACCAUCAGUAACCACCCACACAAUCACAUGCACAUAUUCCAAAGUACACUCAUAUCACAGCACGUGUGUAUGUGUCAGGUCUGUGACAUCUCUAUCGUUGAUAAGUUUGUGCUUCUUUUUUUUUUUGUCUUCCAUCAAGAAGUUACCAAGGAGGCACCUGGCACAAUGAAGGACUCAAUUUUAACAACUCAGCAGUGAUUAUCAAAGUAAUGAUGGUGGGUUUUCAGUUUUUGGUGCAAAUUAAAAAAAAUACUUUUUCUGUACUGUACUUUUUUUGUCAGGUAUUUUAUAGUG
Molecule: messenger RNA, 1924 nt
Organism: Salarias fasciatus (jewelled blenny)
Lineage: Eukaryota; Metazoa; Chordata; Actinopteri; Blenniiformes; Blenniidae
Gene: btbd17b
Product: BTB (POZ) domain containing 17b
Exons: 3
Coding region: 156-1607 (483 amino acids)
Molecular function (GO): protein binding
Source: RefSeq, a predicted model, not a curated record